UGUAGCUCUUCGUCACCUGUCAAAAUUGGGGGAACUUCCGCAAUGUUUUAUAACCCUCUUCUCCGACAUAUAAGUCUCCUGGACCCCACAACUACCGAGCGCAUAUUUGUGUUCGUGAUAGGCCACAGAUCUUGAAAAGAUCGAGACGGUGGCGUUAUGGCUUAAACAGGCCAAUCGAAAUAUCCCAUCUCACGCCUCUAUUUAUACUUUAUUAAUAAAGGAUCGAUAUCUGCAAGGAGAAGUUACUGACGGCGUACAGGAUCUUACCCAUCAGUCGAAUCCAAGACAAGCCCCCAAUUAGAGCAGAGUAGAUAAGGUCAGAUCAAGGGGGUAGAUUAAAUAUCACCCCUCUCCUUGGAGACACGAAUUCUAAGCGUCACGCAUAUCUCCUAUGCGCAUAAUACAUCAAUCCCCGUCUAUUUGAGCAUAAUCUAAUAUUCAAUCCGACGAGCGAUGUCAGAUCUCGGGCCUUUGACGACGACAUUUACUCCGGCGUCCGGGUGCAACUCUAUUCUUUCGGGGAUUGUAUACACGCAGACUCUGCAGGAUGGCAACACGACUACUCACAAGUACCAUAGUCUGGGGCCCAGUGCCACGUCCGAGUGCUACCCACCAGGUUUUGAGCCGGCGUCUGGUUUUUAUUCCCCUGGGAUCUGCCCGUCUGGUUGGUGGUCGGCGUGCGGAACUUUCGAUGUUAUCGCAAGUCUUACCGAGACUAGAGCGACCUGUUGUCCGCUAGGAUAUGUGUGCAUACAGCAGCCAGAUCCAACUGAGACGUGGUCGACCUUGUCCUGUUCAUCGUCUGCUAUUUCAUCUGUCUCCGUGACGGUUCCAGACCUGUCUAACCAGAUAAGCAAAGUUACUGUACUAAGUGGGAUCAUCAUACAUGCCGCAGCAAUCAACGUACGGUGGCAGAGGAGCGAUUUUAUAGCAUCUCGCACGGACGCGCCGACUUCUUCGGCGACUUCGUCACUAUCGCCCUCUCUUUCUCAACCCCCUACACCAAGUGGGACUGAGAUAGGUAAUGAGGACGCAGAAACGGGGCUUUCCUUGGGCGCGAAGAUAGGCAUUGGUGUAGGUGUAGGACUGGGGGGGUUACUCCUAAUCUCAAUUGCGAUUGGUAUCUGGCUGUGGAAAAUAAAUCAUCCCAAGGAGAAAGAGCAGCAAGGAAAUAUGACUAUCAACCACCUGCCAAAUUAUGGGGCUCAGAAAACACGGGCAGAGGUAUGGGAACAGUACCAGCAAGAGAUGCAGACUGUGAGCAAUACGCAUGAAAUGAUCACAGAGAAUAAUCGACACGAGAUCACGGGCACUCCCAGGCCGGCUGAGCUGCCCCAUGAGAGUUGGAGGUAGCUUUUCUGAGUGCGAAAUCUUAUGCUAAACGCCUGUAAGAAAGUCCUAUUU
Daldinia decipiens is the source of this 1404-nucleotide messenger RNA. RefSeq lists its product as uncharacterized. The record is from RefSeq and is a predicted model, not a curated record. The transcript is spliced from 2 exons. NCBI's taxonomy places the organism in Eukaryota, Fungi, Ascomycota, Sordariomycetes, Xylariales, Hypoxylaceae. Bases 454 to 1353 code for a protein of 299 amino acids.